UGCAUGUCCAUCCUGUAUCUUUCAUCCACAUCCAAAGUUCUUUGCCAAUUAAUACAAGUUUUCUCUUCUGGGUUUCAUUGACCAUUUCAAUGGCCAGUAACUCAUCAGCUUGCAGUUCUUAUUGGGUGAUCUCAGGUCUGGCAUUGGUACUGGGAGCCAUUGUUCACCAAGCUGACGCAAGGGCAUUCCUCGUCUUCGGUGAUUCACUAGUCGAUAGUGGCAACAACAACUACCUGGCAACAACUGCACGAGCCGAUUCAUACCCUUAUGGGAUCGACUAUCCAACACAUCGAGCAACCGGCCGAUUCUCUAAUGGCCUGAACAUUCCUGACCUUAUCAGUGAGCAAAUUGGCUCAGAAUCCCCAUUGCCUUAUCUGAGUCCAGAGCUUAGAGGACAAAAACUACUUGUUGGUGCCAACUUUGCUUCGGCUGGAAUCGGAAUCCUUAAUGACACAGGAAUUCAGUUUAUAAAUAUAAUAAGAAUGCAUAGACAACUGGAGUAUUUCCAACAAUAUCAGCAACGAGUUGGUGCGCUUAUCGGAGCCGAGAAGGCCAAGCAACUCGUCAAUCAAGCACUUAUCCUGCUCACCGUUGGUGGGAAUGAUUUUGUCAACAACUAUUACUUGGUUCCUUAUUCUGCCAGGUCUCGCCAAUAUGAUUUACCAGAUUAUGUCAAGUAUCUCAUUUCAGAGUACAAGAAACUAUUGAUGAGGCUGUAUAAUCUCGGAGCACGUCGAGUUCUUGUGACUGGUACUGGACCGCUGGGUUGUGUUCCAGCAGAGUUGGCCAUGAGGAGCGCAAAUGGUGGCUGCUCAGCGGAACUACAGAGAGCGGCUGCCUUGUAUAACCCUCAACUUGAGAGCAUGAUAAUUGAUGUCAACAGAAAAAUCGGCAGUGAUGUGUUUAUUGCUGCAAAUACCCACCAAAUGCACGUAGAUUUUUUCAGUAAUCCUCAGGCAUAUGGAUUUACUACAUCAAAGAUAGCUUGUUGUGGACAAGGACCAUACAAUGGCCUAGGACUGUGCACACUGUUUUCAAACUUGUGCCCUAACCGUGACCUCUAUGCAUUCUGGGAUCCAUUCCAUCCAUCAGAAAAGGCAAACAAAAUUAUAGUACAACAGAUCAUGACUGGCUCCACCCGAUACAUGAAACCUAUGAAUCUCAGCACCAUCAUGGCCUUGGAUUCCAGGACCUGAUAGAUCAUCUCAUGAAUCCACCUUCUUAAUCGCCACAACUUCAAUCCAGUUUCUUUCAGUUUUUCUUGUCAUGUUUGUGUUAAUUUGCAGUCAAUCUCAUGGGAUUUUAGACUGGUGAAUCUUGAAUUAUAUUGUGUUUGCAAUAUCAUGAAUAAUUGAAAUUUUUCUAUACAUUUCGCACA
Molecule: messenger RNA, 1378 nt
Organism: Populus euphratica (Euphrates poplar)
Lineage: Eukaryota; Viridiplantae; Streptophyta; Magnoliopsida; Malpighiales; Salicaceae
Product: GDSL esterase/lipase At5g33370
Exons: 6
Coding region: 90-1196 (368 amino acids)
Molecular function (GO): hydrolase activity, acting on ester bonds
Source: RefSeq, a predicted model, not a curated record